Equus caballus (horse) is the source of this 2700-nucleotide messenger RNA. RefSeq names its product MAPK interacting serine/threonine kinase 1 (gene MKNK1). Gene Ontology annotation, biological process: peptidyl-serine phosphorylation; protein autophosphorylation; intracellular signal transduction. Gene Ontology annotation, molecular function: calcium-dependent protein serine/threonine kinase activity; ATP binding; calmodulin binding. The record is from RefSeq and is a predicted model, not a curated record. Gene Ontology annotation, cellular component: nucleus; cytoplasm. Lineage: Eukaryota; Metazoa; Chordata; Mammalia; Perissodactyla; Equidae.
CUCUUCAGUCGGGCCCGCCCCCCGGGUCUAGUACCGCCUCUUCCGCGUUCUCGGCGGAGCGAUCUGCGGGUGGGGGUGCGCGCGGCCGGUCCCGCGAAGAGUCAGCUGCGGUCAAGGCGGGACGGCGAGAUUUUCAUGCCAGAUACGAUGAAGCAGAGGCCGAUGGAGAGUUGAGGAAUGUCUGCUACGUACAGAGGCCAUUGAAACGCUUCCUGCAGCUGGAAGACAGCAACCUCCUGACAGAAGCAUUAUUUUAUUUGGAAUUUCAAGUUUACAGAGGAUUCGCUUCUCAAAAGUUGGACAAACUAUAGAGAUGGGCAGCAGUGAACCCCUUCCCAUUGCAGAAAGUGACAAGGGGAGGAAGAAGAAGAAGCGGAAGGCCCGGGCCACUGACUCCUUGCCAGGAAGGUUUGAAGAUACGUACAAGCUGACCUCUGAAUUGCUUGGAGAGGGAGCCUAUGCCAAAGUUCAAGGUGCCGUGAGCCUGCAGAAUGGCAAAGAGUAUGCUGUCAAAAUCAUCGAAAAACAAGCAGGGCACAGUCGGAGUAGGGUAUUUCGAGAGGUGGAGACGCUCUAUCAGUGUCAAGGAAACAAGAACAUUUUGGAGCUGAUUGAGUUCUUUGAAGAUGACACAAGGUUUUACUUGGUCUUUGAGAAAUUGCAAGGAGGCUCCAUCCUGGCCCACAUCCAGAAGCGGAAGCACUUCAAUGAGCGAGAUGCCAGCCGAGUGGUGCGGGAUGUUGCUGCUGCGCUUGACUUCCUGCACACCAAAGGCAUUGCUCACCGUGAUCUGAAGCCAGAAAAUAUAUUGUGUGAAUCUCCAGAAAAGGUGUCUCCAGUGAAAAUCUGUGACUUUGACUUGGGCAGUGGGGUGAAAUUGAACAACUCCUGCACCCCUAUAACCACACCAGAGCUGACCACUCCGUGUGGCUCUGCAGAGUACAUGGCCCCCGAGGUGGUAGAGGUCUUCACGGAUGAGGCCACAUUCUACGACAAGCGCUGUGAUCUCUGGAGCCUGGGCGUGGUCCUCUACAUCAUGCUGAGUGGCUACCCACCCUUUGUAGGUCACUGUGGGGCCGACUGUGGCUGGGACCGGGGAGAGGUCUGCAGUGUGUGCCAGAACAAGCUGUUUGAGAGCAUCCAGGAAGGCAAGUAUGAGUUUCCUGACAAGGACUGGGCACACAUCUCCAGUGAGGCCAAAGACCUCAUCUCCAAGCUCCUGGUUCGAGAUGCGAAGCAGAGACUGAGCGCUGCCCAAGUUCUGCAGCACCCAUGGGUGCAGGGGCAAGCUCCAGAAAGGGGACUCCCCACGCCGCAAGUCCUCCAGAGAAAUAGCAGCACAAUGGACCUGACGCUCUUCGCAGCUGAAGCCAUCGCCCUUAACCGCCAGCUGUCUCAGCACGAGGAAAAUGAACUGGCAAAGGAGUCAGAGGCGCUGGCCGAGGGCCUCUGCUCUGUGAGGCUCUCUCCUCCCUCCAAGUCACGCCUGGCCCGCCGGAGGGCCCUGGCCCAGGCAGGCCGCAGUGGAGAUGCAGGCCCAUGCCCAACACCCUCAGCACUCUGACCCACUCCAGUCACACCUUCCAGGCUCCAGACCUGUCCAGGAGUUGCCCCCCUGGAAACCUGUGAGGCCGAAAUCUGCAGAGCAGGCAGAGGGACCUGCUCUGUGGCUCCAUCCAGGGCAUUUCAUCCAUGAAGGCCCUGGGUUCCCACCCAACCCCCCAUUAGCCAGAGUUCUCAAGGAAAAAGCUUUUUCCGAAGGGGUUGUCUUUGAAAAGGAAAGCAAUCACUCGUCACUUUGCAUAAUCGCCUGCGGCAGGGACAUCUCUUUGCGGGGCUCCAGCCCACCUGCUCACCCGCCUGCAGAUCUAGGAUCCAGCCUGCUCUCACGGGCAGGCAGCAGUGGCGCUGGAGCUGCAGCCAUCAGGGAGCCAGCCUUGAGAAGUGUCAGUUGACAGAGGCUCUUCCCUCUUCUGCACUGUCACCCCUCUCUGGCAGUCCUUCCACCUUCCUCUGUCCUCCGGACGUCCUCCCCCUCGGCUGAGCAAAGCCAUCCCCUCAAUUCAGGGAAGGGCAGGGAGCCUUCUGCAUUCAGGAAGCCUGAUCAGUCUUCCAGUCUAUAGCACAGAGAAGCGCAUAAUCUUUCUUUGCCAUGACCGAAGUGUGUCCCUCAUUUAUCAUCUUCUUCCUUGUUUGAGAUUGCUGCUAAAGUCAGUAUUAUUUUGUUUAAAAAGUGUUUGUUUUUUUAACCAUGCUCUUCCAGCAAAGAUGGGACUUGAAACUCCUGCUGCAAGCCCGUGGACUUUGCAGAGCUGUAAUGGCUUGCUCUUUCCUGAAUGGCCAUGCAUUUGAAAGGUUUUAAUCAGCUGUUUCCUUUUAUUCUAACUGGUUUUAAGCUGUUAGGAUGAUGAGCUACUUAGAGCCCACUUCUGUUGCUGGGUCCCUCCUGCCUGGCGUGAGGGCAGCUCAGCUCUGGGGCAGUUAAAAGGAGCUCUGAUGUGGAGCCAGAUCGGAGGCGGCCUGGCCACCCUGGUCUGAGCCAUGCGGUGCCUGCUGCAGAAAGCACGGAGGAACAUCCGGUGUCAGCUAUGCUGAGCUGCCCAGUUACCUAAAGAAAAUCGAUUUGCACAUGACAGACGUUUCUACAACACGAUGCUAUUAUACAUUGUGCUUGUUUUAAUAAAACUGUUUUAAAUUCUA